This is a messenger RNA of Echinococcus granulosus, 1347 nucleotides long. Its product is annotated as Reticulocyte-binding protein 2 a. Lineage: Eukaryota; Metazoa; Platyhelminthes; Cestoda; Cyclophyllidea; Taeniidae. Gene Ontology annotation, molecular function: protein binding. The coding region runs from base 1 to 1347 and encodes 448 amino acids. The record is from RefSeq and is a predicted model, not a curated record. The transcript is spliced from 9 exons.
AUGGAUGGUGCUGUCUUUAGGAUGAAAUUGCAAUGGAUCUUGGAGAAUGCUGGAGAAUUUGUGGAUUUGGUGUUUAUGAGUGGACUGGAUUUUGAGGGCAAAACCGCCCUCCACAUUGCAGUGGCGAAUCGUUUCGAAGAAGCGGUGAACAGUCAAAUUAAAGCACAAAAGUACUUUUGUACUUUACCAAGUAAUGCAGCAUCUCACUUGGGUGGGAGAUCUAUGAAUGUGCGUUCCAAAAGUGGAAAAAAGGAUAAUCCAAUUUUCUCUUUCUACUUCCAGUCAUCGCCUAAACUUCAUGUCAAACUUUUGGUCUCUACGGCCAAAGUCGACCUCCUUGCAACAGCUGGAGACAAUGGAUGGAGUGCUCUACAUACUGCAGUUGAUCUUGGUGAUGCUAAACUUACACAGCUUCUUCUACCGACCCACAAUACAACUCUAACACCACAUCACGUCCUCUCCUCGCUUAAACAAGCCACUGCUUCUCCCUAUGCCGUCACAGCGCUUCACAUGGCAGUUCGUCGAAAUAGUGUUCCGUGUGCUGUAAUGCUUUUGCAUACAGCAAAUGCCCUGCUUAAUGAUCAUUCAAGUGGCUGGACAUCCUCGGAGGAGGAGUUAGCAGUAGAUGAGAUUCAGCAGAAACACCACUUCCAUGGACAGGCAGGCAAGGGCUCCAGAAAGUUGAAUAAACUGAAGGAUAGGAAUGGCGAUACACCGUUGCAUUGGGCAGUGAAGACAAACAAAUUUCUGGAUUCUGUUUGCGUUCCUUCUGAACAUCUGAAGUUUUUACCGGAUGAUGGGGAAGAUGGAGAAAAUGGACUGUUGGAUGAAGGGAAAUCGAAAAAAACAUUUCGUGCAAAUUUUCUUCAAACACGAGAUCGUCAGCAGUGGGCUGAAUCGAAACUUCUUGAAGAAGAAGUUGCCAGGCGCCUAGAAAGAUACCUUGAAGCAGAAUUAUCCGUCCUUUUGAAGGAGCGAGAGGCGGAGUUUAAUGCUGAGGUUGAGAGGCGUGUUGCCAUUGAACGAGAGGCGUUGGAAAAACGGAGGAAAGAGGAGGCUGAACGAAAAGCCCGAGAAGAGGAGGAAGAAAAGCGUAGAAAAGAAGAAGAAGAACGCCAACUGAAGGAACUUAACGAGCGUUUGGCUCGUCAGCGCGAAGAGGAGCUAAGCGAACUGCGCCGGAAGGAGGAGGAGGUACGCCAAAAGCAGUAUGAGGAGGAGCUAAGAAAGUUGGAAGAGAAGCAACGUUUAGAGGCGGAGGAACAACGGAGGAUAAAAAAGGAGCAGGAGAUAAUCCUUAAUCGUAAACGGGUUCAAAAUCAAAUGGGAGAGAGUUUAGUUGGUUGA